Molecule: messenger RNA, 1287 nt
Organism: Sipha flava (yellow sugarcane aphid)
Lineage: Eukaryota; Metazoa; Arthropoda; Insecta; Hemiptera; Aphididae
Gene: Elp5
Product: elongator complex protein 5
Exons: 5
Coding region: 308-1135 (275 amino acids)
Biological process (GO): tRNA wobble uridine modification
Cellular component (GO): elongator holoenzyme complex; nucleus; cytosol
Molecular function (GO): tRNA binding
Source: RefSeq, a predicted model, not a curated record
AGUAACUUGUAAUCAUUCAUCAUGUAAGAGCGACUACAGAAUGCAAAUAUGUAUAUAAUUCAGUUGAUUGGGAUAUUUUUAUAUAUUGAAUCAUUUUUACAUCUAGCAGUAAUUAGGUAUAUUACGUAACUGAAUUCGAGGCUAAUGAUGAAGAUUCCACAAUUUUUAGGUUAACAAUUUGAUAACAAUAAUUUUGAUAAUGACAAGUUAUUGCGGCAUAACUUGAUUAAUUUACAGCGAUUAUUAAAAUAUAAUCGUCAUCUGUUCAAAUGUACUUUUUACAGUGUUUCUAUUAUAUUUAAACGUAAUGGAUGUUUACGAUAGUAUAAUAAGAGGUACACAACCCAAUCGGCUAAUAAUCAUUGAAGAUUCAUUUCUAGCUAAAGGACAGUUUAUAUUACACCUUAUAUCUGAAAAUCGUAAAUCUCAUGAUAUCCAUGUACUUUGUUUUGAACAUUUAGUUUCUCAGUAUCAAAAAUUAUUUCCUUCAUUAUCUAACAUACAUUAUUAUGAUUGUAUGACUAAUAUUUUAUCUUCUACUUUAAGUAUGUAUGAAACUGUUACAAAUAUAAUUGCACAAUCAACCAAAAAUGUAGUCAUUUUAAUUGACUCAUUAUCUAUGUAUUUACUUGGAACAGAUUUCAGGAAUGUAUAUAAAGAAGUAUUGGAAAUUACAUCUUUAGAGAAAGUGCCUAAUGUUGUACAACUUGUGGCUGUGAUACAUGAGGAUGUGACAGAAAAGCAUUAUACUGAGCAUUUAAAAAACAUAUGUAAAACUUACAUACAUGUUCAAAAUACCAAUAAUCCAUUAGUUUUAAAUUUAAGAUUAGAACAUAAAAGAUCAAAUGGUAAAUGUGUAGUUCAGAAACUAAAAGGAGAAUUAAAAUCUGAUUGUACAUUCAAAUUAAUAAAUGACUUGUUGCCUCAAACAAUAGAAGAAGAAAAAGGUAUACCAAAAAAUUUAGCUAGUUUUAAAUUGGAUUUGCAAGAAAAUGAAAAGAAAGCAAAGGAAGAAUUAGUUUUACCAUACACAUUAGUACAAAAUGCAUCUAAUAUUGGAGGAAUAAUUCAUUAUAUUCCUGAUGAAGCAGAUGAUUGGGACGAAGAAGAUCCAGAUGAUGAUUUAGAAAUUUGACAUUGCAUUAUUUAUACAAUUUUAAUGUAAAUACUACAUUAUUUGUCAAGCAUCAUUUCAUGUGAUUUCGAUCAACAUAUGCACCAAAAAUUGUUUUUUUAAAUGUGGAACCUUAAGUGUUAAUAAUUAAAUUUUUAAGUGUUUCUUAAACA